Molecule: messenger RNA, 3433 nt
Organism: Prosopis cineraria
Lineage: Eukaryota; Viridiplantae; Streptophyta; Magnoliopsida; Fabales; Fabaceae
Product: sucrose-phosphate synthase 4
Exons: 14
Coding region: 130-3270 (1046 amino acids)
Biological process (GO): sucrose metabolic process
Molecular function (GO): sucrose-phosphate synthase activity; sucrose synthase activity
Source: RefSeq, a predicted model, not a curated record
GAAACAGCCCUUUCUUUGUAACUCCAAAAACCAUAUCCUUCCUCAGUUCCUCUUUCUGAGGCUCCAAACAGAUGCAAGAAAGUUGAAGAAGUGCAGUAACUUUCUCGGCUUCCAAACGCAGAAAUUAAUAUGGCAGUGAACGAGUGGUUGAAUGGAUAUUUGGAGGCAAUAUUGGAUGUGGGAGGAAGAAGCAGCUCCAUCAUCAGGAAGAGAUCAUCAACUGAUAAUAGUUUUGAUGGAAAGCACAGAUCAAUGAUUAGGUUUGAAGAAGAAAGAAAAUUGGAAGAAGAAAAAGAUGAUGAUAACAGCAUCAACAACAACAAGCUGUUCAGUCCUACAAAGUAUUUCGUUGAAGAAGUUAUCAAUAGCUUUGAUGAAUUUGAUCUUUACAGAACUUGGGUUAAGGUAAUAGCAACAAGAAACAGCAGAGAUCGGAGUAAUAGGAUGGAGAAUAUGUGUUGGAGGAUUUGGCAUCUCACCCGCAAAAAGAAACAGAUUGCAUGGGAUGAUGCGCAGAAGCUCGCAAAACGGCGAAUUGAGCGCGAACAAGGCCGCAAUGAUGCUGCUGAUGACCUGUCAGAAUUGUCAGAAGGUGAAAAAGAGAAAGAUGUCAAUAAUGCUUCAGAAUCUAGGAAGGACAUUCCCAGGAUCAGUUCCGAAAUGCAACUUUGGUCGGAUGAUAAUAAGUCUAGGAACCUUUACAUUGUCUUGAUCAGCAUUCAUGGAUUGGUAAGAGGAGAAAACAUGGAACUUGGGAGAGAUUCUGAUACUGGUGGUCAGGUGAAAUAUGUGGUGGAACUUGCUCGCGCCCUUGCAAACACAAAGGGAAUAUACCGAGUUGAUCUACUAACUAGACAGAUAACAUCACCAGAAGUAGAUUCAAGCUAUGGAGAGCCCAUUGAGAUGUUGUCUUGUCCCCCUGAUGGCAGUGGUAGCUGUGGAGCCUAUAUAAUUCGUCUCCCAUGUGGUCCUAGAGACAAGUAUAUACCAAAAGAGUCGCUGUGGCCUUACAUACCUGAGUUUGUAGAUGGAGCUCUGAACCACAUUGGAAACAUGGCAAGGGCUUUAGGUGAACAAGUGGAGGGAGGAAAACCUGCAUGGCCUUAUGUUAUCCAUGGUCACUAUGCUGAUGCUGGGGAGAUAGCAGCUCACUUGUCUGGUGCAUUGAACGUGCCAAUGGUACUGACAGGACACUCAUUGGGACGUAACAAGUUUGAACAACUUCUGAAGCAAGGAAGAUCGUCUAGGGAGGCCAUAAAUGCAACAUACAAGAUCAUGAGGAGGAUUGAGGCUGAGGAAAUCGGGUUGGAUGCUGCAGAAAUGAUUGUCACCAGUACCAGGCAAGAGACUGAAGAGCAAUGGGGGCUGUAUGAUGGGUUUGAUCUCAAGUUGGAGAGGAAGCUUAGGGUUCGGAGACGGCGUGGAGUAAGCUGCCUAGGAAGAUACAUGCCUAGGAUGGUGGCAAUUCCACCAGGCAUAGACUUCAGUUAUGUUACCACACAUGAAUCAGUGGAAGGUGAGGGGGACCUGAAGUCAAUGAUUGGAUCAGACAGAGCUCAAGGCAAAAAGCACCUACCUCCUAUAUGGUCUGAGAUAAUGCGAUUUUUCACAAAUCCUCACAAGCCAACCAUACUAGCCUUGUCCCGCCCUGAUCCCAAGAAAAAUGUCAUGACCUUGCUCAAGGCUUUUGGGGAGUGUCAGCGUCUGAGGGAAUUGGCCAACUUGACACUCAUACUUGGAAAUAGAGAUGAUAUUGAAGACAUGUCUGAAAGCAGCUCGACUGUUCUUACCAUGGUGCUCAAGCUCAUUGACAAGUAUGAUUUGUACGGCCAAGUAGCUUAUCCGAAGCAUCAUAAGCAAUCUGAAGUACCAGAGAUAUAUCGUCUAGCUGCAAAAACUAAGGGAGUUUUUAUCAACCCAGCGUUGGUGGAACCAUUUGGCCUCACUAUCAUUGAGGCAGCAGCUUAUGGUUUACCCGUUGUGGCCACAAAAAAUGGAGGGCCUGUGGACAUUCUGAAGGUACUCAACAAUGGACUAUUGAUUGAUCCCCAUAAUCAGAAAGCUGUUGCGGAUGCACUGCUAAAGCUUGUUGCUGACAAAAGUCUCUGGCUAGAGUGCCGCAAAAAUGGCUUAAAAAACAUCCACCGUUUUUCAUGGCCAGAGCACUGCUGCAACUACCUCUCCCACAUUGAACAUUGCAGGAAUCGCCACCCCACCUCUCGCUUGGAAAUUAUACCAAUUCCAGAAGAACCAAUAAGUGAUUCACUAAGAGAUGUAGAGGACCUUUCCCUGAGAUUCUCCAUAGAAGGAGACUCCAAGUUGAAUAAUGGAGAGACAGAUCCAGCAACCAGACAGAAGGAACUUAUUGAAGCCAUUAGCCGUAGGAUCUCGACUACUGGCAAUUUCAAUGCCAGUUUUCACCCUGGUAGAAGGCAACGGCUGGUUGUGAUUGCUGCAGAUUGUUAUGACAAAGAAGGAAACAGGACAGAAGCCUUUGAGGAAAUUAUCAAGAGUGUGAUGAAAGCUGCAGGACAAGGAAUAGGCUCAGGAAGGGUAGGAGUUGUACUCUUAACAGGUUUAAGUUUAAAAGAAACAGUUGAAGCAUUAAACAACUCCAAUAUAAACAUAGGAGAAUUUGAUGCACUAGUGUGCAACAGUGGAAGUGAAAUGUAUUAUCCAUGGAAAGAUUUGAUGGUUGAUGCAGAUUAUGAAGCCCAUGUUGAGUACAGAUGGCCAGGUGAAAAUAUUAGAUCAAUGGUACCCAGGCUGGCUGGGAUUGAAGGUGAAGAUGAGGACUGCAUUGCAGAGUGUGUCAGUGCUUUUAGUUCUAGGUGCUAUUCCUACAGUGUGAAACCAGGAGUCAAGGUUCAAAAGAUAGAUUAUCUUCGUCAAAGGCUACGAAUGAGAGGCUUCCGCUGUAACCUAGUCUAUACACAUGCAGGAUUCAGAUUAAAUGUGAUACCAUUAUUUGCUUCAAGAAAACAAGCUCUGAGGUACUUAUCAGUUAAGUGGGGAAUUGAUCUCUCCAAAGUAGUCACAUUUGUCGGAGAAAGAGGUGACACAGAUUAUGAAGAACUCAUGGCUGGUAUCCAGAAGACUCUUGUUUUAAAAGGGGCUGUAGAGGAAGGCAGUGAAAGGCUUCUUCAUAGUGAAGACAGUUUCAAAAGAGAAGACAUGUUCAACCUAGACAGCCCCAAUCUUAUCUAUUCAGAGAAGAGCUAUACAGACUGUGAUAUAUCCACAAUUCUAGAGCAUCUUGGAGUAUGGUGAUCUCUAUUUGUUCACUUUUGUUUUCGAUAUCAUCAUCACUUAUCUUCUGAACCUAUAUAAUAUAAAUAGAUAGUUACAAGCCCACAGAAUAAAUACCACCCAAAAGGAGAAUGUCAAUUCAGCUAUAUACAACAACUACAUUUGUAAUAUGAUUUGUCAUUAA